CGACAAACCAGCUUUUGACUCUGUGUUUCUGUCGAUUUUGCUAUUCAAUCUUUCGCUCUUUUGUUCUAUUCUCCUAGUCUUUCAAUCCCUACUGAUACAGCGAGACGCGUCUGAAUCCCAUAAUGGCUACUUUGCCACCGAGGACAGUCGAACCCGAAAAGACAGACCCUGGCAUAUCCGACGCUGUCAACCCUCAUCCCGGAAAUAUCGCAGGAACAGACGAGAAGACUGCAACCGACGGCUACUCGCCGCAAACAAUAACCACGGCCGAGCAGGCCUUCUUGGACGAACAACUACACUUUGACAAUGUCAAGCUGUCUUUCAUCGGUAUCUACAGCUUUGCAACAUGGAAGGACCUACUUCUAGUUCUCAUAAGCGCCGUAUGCGCCGUCAUCGCAGGCGCGCUCAUCCCCGUAACUCCAGUUGUCAGCUCCCGCAUUAUUCUCGCCUUCGCCAGAGUUGAAGAGCAGGGCGGGGAUAUGAAGUCACUCAUCGACCAGUUCACGCUUUACUACGUCUACAUCAUGGUGACCGCGCUGGUGACUUGGUUUGUCUCGACGGCCGGUUUGAACUAUACAGGAGCAAGAAUAGCACAGACAAUCAAAAUGCGUUACUUUGCCGCCGUCCUCAGACAGAACAUGGCCGUCUUUGACGACAAAGGCACUGGAGAGAUGCUCUCCCAGCUUACAGAUGACGCCGUGGCUAUUCAGAAUGCAAUCUCUUCUAAGCUGGCUCAAACAAUUAGCGCCAUCGGUACUCUAGUUGGAACCAUCGCAGUGUGCUUUGCUCUGGACUGGCUGUUGACAUUCGAGCUGAUUUGGUCUCUUAUUUUGGGCUAUGCAGUGCUCUACCUAGGAGGGAAGUUGACAGUCCGAUACAGCAGCCGCAGCAUCGAGGCGUCCUCUUCGGGCUCCGCUAUAGUUGAUGAGGCCUUGACCUCAAUUAAGACCACCACGGCACUGGGAAUGCAGAAGCACGUGCAUAGUACAUACAUGAGCUUCUCGGCUAAGGCAGCUAGGAACGGGUUCAUCCUAGGCUCUAUGAACGCAUGCAUGCUCGCUGUUUGUGUUGCCAGUGGCUAUUUCAACGUCGCUUUGGUGUUUUGGCAAGGAUCCAGACGCUUGACUGAAGGCAGGACCCCCUUCACAGCCGUUGUCGCCAUUGCUAUGGUUACCAAAGCAGCGGCAUUCUGUGUCUUGGGCGUCGGUUCAAACAUGGAAGCUUUUGCUAUGGCUGUGGCGGGGGCUCGCCGUCUCUCGCGUACGACCCGCCGCGUGCCACCCAUCGACUCGUCCUCGGAGCAGGGACAUACUCCUGAACAGUUCGACAGUACAAUAGAGCUACGGAAUGUGAGACACAUCUACCCAUGCCGUCCGAAUAUCAUCGUCCUAGACAAUGUAAGCAUCUCAUUUCCCACAGGAAAGAGGACAGCCAUCGUGGGGCAUUCCGGGUCAGGCAAAAGCUCCAUAGCAAACAUGAUAUUAAGAUUCUAUGACCCUCUGAGCGGGAACAUUCUUCUGGAUGGUCAGGACCUAUCUUCCUACCAACUUCGCUGGCUCCGACAACAAAUCGCCGUGGUGAAGCAGGAAUCUUUCAUGUUCAACAAGUCUGUAUAUGAGAAUAUUGAACUUGGCUUUACCGGCCCCCGAUGGACUACUAUUUCUCCAGCUGAGAAACGCAAGGCCGUGGAAGAGGCUGCACAGACGGCACAAGCAGCCGACUUCAUUGCCAAACUCCCUCAAGGUUUCGACACUAUUGUAGGAACACGAGGCUCGAGGCUCUCUGGCGGACAACUGCAGCGAAUCGCCAUCGCCAGGGCUCUUGUUAAUGACCCCCGUAUCCUUAUCUUGGACGAAGCAACAUCGGCAUUGGAUAGUGAAACAGAAGCUAGGUUACUGUCUGCCAUGGCUGGUAAACUCCAUCAGCCCACUACCAUCAUUAUUGCCCAUCGUCUCUCCACGACCCGCGAUUGCGAUAAUAUUGUUGUUCUUAAUGCUGGACGUGUAGUCGAGAGCGGCACGCACGAUGACCUCAUGGCUGCGCAAUCAUCCUACUACGACCUCGUCAAAGCUCAGGAUACAGAUUACGACGAGCAUGCGCCUGCGGAUGAAGUCUCUGACGAGAAAAGAGAGCCGGCAGCAUUCGCCAGUCUUGACCUGGAGAAGGACCAAGGGGAACAACCUGGCCAAACAAGUGUAUCUGCCGACAUUGAGUCGCAGAGUGACACCAUGUCAUCGUCUUUAUCCUCUAUGAUCAAGUUUAUUUUCAAACUUAACAAAGGCGAAUGGCACUGGCUAUUAAUUGGGCUAAUUUGCUGUAUUAUCGCAGGAGGUGAAGAGCCAGCCUCAGCUGUACUCUUCGGUAAAGCAAUUACGGCCAUCGCCCGACCAGUAGAGAGUCAGGCUGACAGCAUUCGCUCCGAUGCAGCCUUUUACUCAUGGAUGUUCUUUACGCUUGCCCUCGUCAUGCUCAUCAGCUGUGCCGCCCAGGGUAUUGCCUUUGCCUUUAGCUCUGAACAUCUUAUCAAGCGAGUACGCAGCCUAGCCCUACAGCAAUAUCUCAGGAUGGACAUUUCCUUCUUCGACAAGAAGGAAAAUUCAGCUGCUGCCCUCUCGGGCUUUCUGUCAGGCUCAACCAGCGACCUUACUGGUCUCAGUGGUAGCGCACUUGGCAUUGUCCUCAUAUGUCUCUCGACAUUGAUCUCUGGUAUCGUCGUCUCACUUGCACUGGGAUGGAAGCUAGCACUUGUUUGCCUUUCUGUUGUGCCACUCAUGAUUGGUGGUGGAUACUAUGGCGUCUUGCUUGUGGGAGAGUUCGCCGAAAAGAACGAGAUAUUCGCGAACGAGGCGGCCGAGUUUGCAGGCGAGACGCUCCAUGGCAUCCAGACCAUCGCCGCCCUAACAAGAGAGCAGACGGCUCUGAGCCAGUUUCACGAUACGCUUCGUGCCAGCGAGGGUAAAGCGUUUACAGCAAAUCUGCAAGCAUCUUUGAUGUAUGCCCUAACGCAAACUGCUUACUAUGCUUGCAUGGCCCUGAGCUUCUGGUAUGGAGGUAGACUCAUCCUCCGUGGCGAAUAUACCCUCUUCCAGGCCGUUGCUGUCCAGUCUGCCAUGCUACUGAGCGCUUUCUCCGCUGGUAUGGUUUUCUCUUGGACUCCCAACAUCGGCAAGGCCAAGCAUGCUGCAACGUCUCUUCAGCGUCUUCUGGCACGAAUAUCUGCCAUUGAUCCAUCGUCGCCUGACGGGAUCGACGGGGACGUCAUGCAGGGCCGUAUUGAAUUCAACUCGGUCAGCUUUUCCUACCCUUCGCGCCCUAAUCAUCCCGCAUUAAAGAACCUGAGCUUCACCAUUCCUGCUGGCGCAAAUGUGGCCUUUGUCGGCGCGACAGGUUCGGGAAAGAGCACCAUCAUAUCGCUGAUCGAGCGGUUUUACGAUCCCACUAGUGGAUCAGUUCGUGUCGACUCGAGGCCAAUUAAGUCUUAUCGCACGUCCAGGUAUCGGAAGCGCAUCGGCCUUGUGAGCCAAGAGCCGACUCUCUACCGCGGAACCAUCAAGGUUAACCUGACAAUCGGGCUAGACGAGGACGAUAUUGCGAUGCCCUCAGACGAAUCCAUCGAGGAGGCUUGCAAAGAAGCCAAUAUUUACGAUUUCAUUAGCAGUCUGCCGGACGGCUUUAACACCGAGGUGGGAAGCGGCGGCAACCAGCUCAGCGUGGGGCAAAAACAACGCAUCGUCUUAGCCCGCGCGCUUCUCCGCAAGCCAACAAUUCUCCUUUUGGACGAGGCUACCUCGGCGUUGGACUCGCAGUCCGAGUCGCUUAUCCAGCAGGCUCUUGACAAAGUAAAGAAGGGCCGCACGACAAUCACCAUAGCCCACAGACUGAGCACCAUUGUCAAGGCUGACACGAUCUUCGUGAUUGGCGAGGGCAGUGUCGUCGAAUCCGGCACGCAUACACAGUUGAUGGCUAUAAAAGGCAGCUAUCAUCGGCUUUACAUGGCGAGCAAAAGCGGGCAAACGCUGUAGUUAGUGUUGUCGUGUGAAUGCGGUUCCAAUCUGAUAAGCUACGGCUCGGUUAGCCACAUACAGGAUAAAACGUAAUUAUAUGUUCCGGCCGAACCGUGAGAUCUGCCCGCUUGUGAGCUAGCCGGCCUAACGGUGAGAAUUUUCGACUUCUCGUUUAGCCGGCCUAACCAUAAGAUCAAGGUAGCUUUACAUACCAAGGACAAAAUAAAUCUAUAAAUAAAGAAAAAGACAAAAACAUACAACAGAGGGUAUUCGCUGGUGGUCACCCCCCAAUCAGCGUCCGGAUUCAUCGUUGAAUCCAUUCGUUAAAGGAGAAUAUGGUCCGUGCCUCGCUUAAUUUUAUACGGUAUCACCAAGUGAUUCCCUAGGUAUUAGGGACAGUAGAGAUCAGAGAAUCAAGCACAUAUAUUUUAUCAGUCCUAAAACCAACAAUAAGUAACGCGGUAGGCCCUUCUAGCGCUAUUAUAUUCGUGACUAAUCCUAGCAAUUACUAAUCAUAUAGCACCAAGCAACGCGUCUCGAUUGAGCGGCGCCGGGGUACCUUCGCAGGUGCAUUAUGGUCCUCAAACGCUCCGUGCGCAAUACCCACAACUCCAUCACUGUCUCUAGGCGCCGAGUCAUAGUCGACAAACAACAAGGCCUCGUCAGGGGCCAGGUUACUGACGUAGUAGAAGCCGAAGUGCGGGCGGGGCCGCAAGGCAGUGAAGUGCGUCUUGUAAUUGUUGAGGGUGUAGAUCGGCACGGUAUCGCGGCCGUACUGGAUAGUGCGCGAGUCGACGAGGGCAAGCGGCCACUGUCGCACCACAUCUCCAACAGGUCGCCAUACAUUGACUAUCCCCCAAUGCCUACUCACCCAGCGGUCGGCUUCCUCGUCGCCUAGCACGCGACGGAGAUUGACAGCGGCUGUUUCGGCGUCGUUGUCCAUGUGGAAGCUGCAUCGCAUCGACAGGGAUCACACUAGGGGUCCGCUUUAGCCGCGCUAGACUGUCGGGACGGCGCGGUGCGGAACAAUGGGGCGCGGCGGUAUCAUCGUCUAGUGAUUGGGGAGAUAGGGAGA
Molecule: messenger RNA, 5079 nt
Organism: Pseudogymnoascus verrucosus
Lineage: Eukaryota; Fungi; Ascomycota; Leotiomycetes; Thelebolales; Thelebolaceae
Exons: 3
Coding region: 123-4022 (1299 amino acids)
Biological process (GO): transmembrane transport
Cellular component (GO): membrane
Molecular function (GO): ABC-type transporter activity; ATP hydrolysis activity; ATP binding
Source: RefSeq, a predicted model, not a curated record